GAGCUGGACUGGGAGCAGCCUGCUAUCACAACCAGAGCCUGAAAGCUUGUUUCUGUUCCCUACAAGCCGAGCUACACCCAUUAACAAGGGACUAGCGAGGCUUCGUUUGAAGUAUUGGAAAGCUCCUUUCCUCGCUGGAUCAUAGCAAACACACCUGACCUGAAGUCAGUUCAGCCGAAAAGGGAACACUAAGUUAAUUUAGUGCCACAAUGUUUAAUCUAAAGAAAAAGGAGAAGGAGAAGAAGGAGAAAAAGGAGAGGAUGUCUGCAGCAGAGCUGCGCAGUCUGGAGGAGAUGAGCAUGCGCCGUGGUUUCUUCAACCUGAAGAGGGAGUCGAAGCGGGAAUCUAGGAACAAGCUUGAGAUUUCCAACCCCAUUCCCAUCAAAGUGGCCAGCACCAGUGAUCUCCCCCUCACUGACAUUGAAUUAGAUGGCUUGAGUAACCGAAGCAGCAUGAUCCUGGAUGACCAACUAAGCAUUGCCAGCUCCAAUGAUGAUCUGAAGGGUGAGGGUGGAGGAGGACAGGAUGGACAACGCAGCUCAGUGCGAGAUCGAGUUGCUCACUUUGGUUCACUUGCCAAGCAGAACUCUACACAGAUGAUGAAACGCUUCUCCUUUUCCCAGAGAAGCAAAGAGGAGAGCCCUUCAGAGGGAUCCACCCCUUCAGGCCAGAAUUCUGCUGCCCCAUCCCCACAGGUGGAGAGCAAAGUUUUCAGCAUGCUCCGCAAGCACAGCCUCAAGCAGCAGCCUGGAGCAGAAGCCCCCAAAAGAAUCUGCAUUCCCGAAGUGGUCGAUAAAACCUUCCCUGCACAACUCCAGCUGCCAGCUGUGGUUGCUCCAAGUCCACCUGAAACCCGUGAACUGGAACUCCAGCGCCGCAACACUGGUGACUUUGGAUUUUCUUUGCGUCGCACUACAAUGCUGGACCGCAGCCCUGAUGGAGGAGUGUACAGACGUGUGGUUCACUUUGCAGAACCUGGUGCAGGCACUAAGGAUCUGGCACUGGGCCUGGUGCCAGGCGAUAGGCUGGUGGAGAUAAAUGGACGAAAUGUGGAGAAUAAGAGUCGAGACGAGAUAGUGGAGAUGAUCCGUCAGUCAGGAGACACGGUGAGGCUGAAGGUGCAGCCAAUACUGGAGUUAAGUGAGCUGAGUCGCUUCUGGCUGAGGAACACCGAGGGGCUGCGCAGGGAGGCCCGACUGGUGAAGACCGAGGAACAGAUUGCAGCAGAGCAGGCCUGGUAUGAAUCAGAUAAAGUAUGGCUUGUCCACAAGGAUGGCUUUUCCCUGGCCACCGUGAUAAAGACAGAAACUGGCUCUCUGCCAGAGGGCAAGGUAAGAAUCAAAAUGGAGCAUGACGGGACUGUACUGGAUGUGGAUGAAGACGACAUUGAAAAGGCCAACCCUCCAUCAUACGACAGAUCAGAAGACCUAGCUUCACUACUCUAUUUGAAUGAAUCCAGUGUAAUGCACUGCCUGAGGCAACGCUAUGGAGGGAACCUCAUCCAUACCUAUGCUGGACCCAACAUGGUGGUCAUCAACCCUCUCAGCGUGCCCUCCAUGUACUCGGAGAAGGUGAUGAACAUGUUUAAAGGCUGCCGGCGUGAGGAUUCAGCUCCUCAUAUUUACUCUGUGGCCCAGUCGGCCUACCGCAACCUGCUCACCACCCGACAGGAUCAGUCCAUUGUGCUGCUGGGCAGGUCUGGUAGCGGCAAAACCACCAACUGUCAGCAUCUUGUCCAGUACCUGGUCUGCAUUGCUGGCAGCACAGGAAAAAUCUUCUCUGCUGAGAAGUGGCAGGCAGUCUACACCAUACUGGAGGCCUUUGGGAACAGCUCUACCACCACAAACACAAAUGCCAGCCACUUCUCUCAUGUUGUUUCCUUGGACUUUGACCAAGCUGGGCAGGUGGCCUCUGCCUCCAUCCAGACAAUGUUGUUGGAGAAACUGAGGGUGAGCAGACGACCUGAGGGGGAAUCCACCUUCAACGUUUUUUACUACAUGAUGGCUGGAGCCGACAGCAGUCUCAGGACGGAGCUGCACUUUAACCACCUGGCUGAGAACAGUGCUUUUGGGAUCCUGCCACAGACUAAGCCUGAAGACAAGCAGCGAUCCUUGCAGCACUUCACCAAGCUGCAGGCAGCCAUGAAGGUGCUGGGCAUCUCCAGUGAAGAGCAGAAAGCCAUCUGGCUUAUCCUCGGUGCCAUUUACCACUUGGGGGCAGCGGGCGCGACUAAAGAUGGAGAUGAAGUGGGACGUCGGCAGUUUGCUCGCCAUGAAUGGGCUCAGAAAGCGGCCUACCUGUUGGGCUGCACCUUGGAGGAGCUAUCUUCAUCUAUUUUUAAGCAUCAGGCCAAAGGACUGCAGCAUUCUACCUCAUUCUGUCCAGAUAAAAAAGACAUUUUCGCCUGCCUUUGUUCAUCACAGGUUCGUACUCUAGCCAGGACAGAUGAAGCUCGAGGCCUUCUGUGGCUCAUGGAGGAGGAGGCUGUACAUCCAGGAGGUUCAGAGGAAACCAUGCUGGAGAGACUCUUCAGCUACUAUGGCUCUGCACAGGGAGAAAACAAAGGAGCUAAUCUACUUCUGCGAGGCGAGAAGCCCCACCUCUUCCUGCUGGGCCACAGCCAUGGGACCAAUUGGGUGGAGUAUAACACCCAAGGCUGGUUGAACCAUGCCAAGCACAACCCUGCUGCCCAGAAUGCUGCAACCCUGCUGCAGGACUCCCAGAAGAAGAACAUCAGCGCGCUGUUCAUGGGCCGGGCCAGUGGAGCCACCGUGUUGUCGGGCUCCAUCGCCGGUCUGGAGGGCAGCUCCCAGCUUGCCCUGCGGCGAGCCACUAGUAUGAGGAAAACCUUCACUACAGGUGUGGCUGCUGUCAAGAAGAAGAGUCUGUGCAUCCAAGUGAAACUCCAAGUGGAUGCUCUGAUUGACAUGGUGCGUCGUUCUAAGGUUCACUUCGUCCAUUGCCUACUGCCCAAAGUAGAGGCAGUAGGAGGAGGUGAUUACCGUAUGGCUCAUGGAGAGAGCCCUGACUCAGGUCUCAUGACUCUGGACGUGAGCCUCCUGAGAGCUCAGCUCCGAGGAUCCAAGCUGCUAGAUGCUCUGCGCAUCCACAGGCAAGGUUAUCCUGACCACAUGGUUUUCUCUGAGUUUCGAAGGCGCUUUGAUGUUCUGGCACCUCAUCUAACCAAGAAGUAUGGCCGCCACUACAUUGUCACAGAUGAGAAGAGGGCAGUGGAGGAGUUACUGGAGUCUUUGGAGCUGGAGAAGAGUAACUACCACAUGGGGCUCAGCAGGGUGUUCUUCAGAGCAGGGAUUCUGUCCAGACUGGAGGAGCAGCGAGAUUUCCAGACGAGGAGGAACAUUUCUCUGUUCCAGGCUGCUUGCAGGGGAUACUUAGCCAGACAGGCGUUCAAGAAGAGAAAGAUUCAGGAUCUGGCAAUCCGCUGCAUCCAGAAGAACAUAAAGAAGAAUCGUGGUGUCAAAGGCUGGCCAUGGUGGAAGCUGUUCACCACUGUCAGACCUCUGAUAGAGGUGCAGCUCACUGAGGAACAGAUCCGUGGCAAGGAUGAAGAGAUCCAGCAACUCAAGCAGAAGCUAGAGAAGGUAGAGAAAGAGAGGAAUGAGCUGAGACUCAACAGUGACCGUCUCGAGAGCCGGAUCACAGAGCUGUCAGCAGAGCUGGCUGAUGAGCGCAACACUGGGGAAUCUGCCUCCCAGUUGCUGGAGACAGAAACUUCUGAGAGACUGCGUCUGGAGAAGGACAUGAAGGACCUGCAGGCCAAAUUUGACAGCACGAAGAAAGAGAUGGAGUCUAUGGAGAUGGAGGUGAUGGAGGCUCGACUCAUCCGUGCUUCCGAACUCAGUGGAGAGGUGGAUGAUGAUGAGACAGGAGGAGAGUGGAAGCUGAAGUAUGAGCGAGCAAUCAGGGAGAUCGAGUUCACCAAGAAGAGACUGCAGCAGGAGCUUGAUGACAAACUGGAGGUGGAGCAGCAGAACAAGCGGCAGCUGGAGAGGCAGAUCAGUGACCUGGAGGCUGAUUAUGAGGAGUCUCAGCGAAAUAUCCAGCAGCUGAAGAAGAAAGCCCAGCGACUGACAGCUGAGCUGCAGGACACUAAACUUCACCUGGAGGGUCAGCAGAGUCGCAACCAUGAUUUGGAGAAGAAGCAGAGGAAGUUUGACAGUGAGCUGAGUGCAGCCCAGGAUGAGGUGCAGAGGGAGAGAAGCCUGAGGGAGAAACUGGCUCGAGAGAAAGACGUGCUGACCGGAGAGGUCUUCGGCGUCCGGCAGCAGCUGGAGGACAAAGACCUGGAAGCUUGUGCAGUCAACCUGAAGCUGGAGCAGCUGGAGGCCGAGCUGCAGGAUCUCAACUCCCAAGAAUCAAAGGAUGAGGCAUCACUGGCCAAGGUGAAGAAGCAGCUUCGUGAUCUAGAGGCAAAGGUGAAAGACCAAGAAGAAGAGCUUGAUGAGCAGGCUGGUACCAUCCAGAUGUUGGAGCAGGGUAAGCUACGUCUUGAGAUGGAGAUGGAGCGCUUGCGUCAAACCCAUUCCAAGGAGAUUGAGAACAAAGAUGAGGAAGUGGAGGAGAUCAGGCAGUCAUGUAGCAAAAAGCUAAAACAAAUGGAAGUCCAGCUUGAAGAGGAGUAUGAUGAGAAGCAGAAGGUGCUGAAGGAGAAGAGAGAGCUGGAGUCGAACUUUCUGUCUGUACAGGACCAGGUGAGAGGUGGUGACAUAGAGGUUGAAAAGCGCUUGAGGAAGGACUUGAAGAGAACCAAGGCUUUGCUUGCAGACGCCCAGAUCAUGUUGGACCACAUAAAGAAUAACGCACCCAGCAAGAGGGAGAUCGCCCAACUCAAGAAUCAGUUAGAGGAGUCGGAGUUCACCUGUGCAGCUGCAGUUAAAGCUAAAAAGUCCAUGGAGGUGGAGAUUGAAGACCUACAUGUUCAGAUGGAGGACAUUUCCAAAACGAAACAGGCGCUGGAGGAGCAGCUGAGUCGUCUGCAGAGAGAGAAGAAUGACCUGCAGUCAAGAAUGGAGGAGGACCAAGAGGACUUCAAUGAGCUGAUGAAGAAACACAAGGCUGCUGUGGCCCAGUCGGCUCAGAACCUGGCUCAGAUCAGUGACCUUCAAGCCCAGCUUGAGGACGCCCUAAAGGAGAAGCAGGAAAUUCAAGAGAAGAUGCAAGCCCUCCAGAGCCAGAUGGAGUUCCAGGAGCAGUCCAUGGUGGAGAAAUCCCUCGUCAGCCGGCAGGAAGCCAAGUGUCGUGAGCUUGAGACCAAGCUGGAGUUUGAGAAGACCCAAGUCAAACGCCUAGAGAGCCAUUUAGCUCGGCUUAAGGAGAACUUGGAGAAGCUGACGGAGGAACGAGAUCAGCGCAGCAGCGGUGAGAUUCGAGAGAAGGAACAAAACAAACGUUUCCAGAGACAGAUCCGUGACAUCAAAGAAGAAACGGCUGAGCUGGCCAAAAAAGAAGCAGAGGCCAGCCGCAAGAAGCAUGAGCUGGAAAUGGACAUUGAGAGCUUGGAGGCUGCAAAUCAGAGCCUGCAGGCAGACCUUAAGUUGGCUUUCAAAAGGAUUGGUGACCUCCAGGCAGCCAUUGAGGACGAGAUGGAGAGUGAUGACAACGAAGACCUUAUUAACAGUCAAGGGGAUUCAAACACAGAUUCUGAGGUGGAGGAUCAUGUGGAAGGGGUGAAGUCAUGGCUGUCCAAGAACAAAGGUUCCACCAAAAAUCUCUCUGAUGACGGCAGUCUCAAAAGCUUCAGAAGUGCUGUAAAUGUAGAAGCAAAGGAAGGAAAGGAAUUGAAAGAGGGUAAGGAAUGGAAAGAGGUGAAUAAAGAAGGCAGAGAGGUAGAAACAAGCAGGCCAGUUUCAGUGAUGAGCUCCCUAAGCUACAGAAAACGAUCCAACCUCAGUAGCAAAGGAGAUGCCCUCUUCAGUCAGAAUGCUGAGUCAGAGGAUACGCUAUCCUUUUGUAAACCAAAACCCCAAGCUUCUGAUUUUCAGAAUGAUGCAUACUUAGCCAGCUCAAGGAGAAAGUCUCAGGUAUUGGAUGGCAUGAAUGACAGACAGUCAGUCAUCUCCCAAGCCUAUUCAGAAGCCAACAGCCAGGCUAGAAAAGGCCUGGACAGCCGCUGGAGCAACUUUAACAAAGAAUCAACCAUUUCAUUUACUGCACCAAGUCGGGCCUCCACAUUUCUUGGGUUAAACCCAGAGAAUGAUGCCAAGUCUAACGUCAGCUUAGGUCUGUCAAGCCCACUUGGACGCCAUCAAAGCACCUCAAGAUUAGACAAGGGUAGAGGGAGCCGCUCACAGUAUAGCAGUGGUCCCAGUAGCCCUUGCUAUAGCAGACGUUUUGGAGGUUGUAGUCCCGGAAGUGUUAGUCGGCCUGAUUCAGUGGCUUACAGCAGCCGUCUUAGUGAGUUUGAUGUUGAUAUUGAUGAUAGUAGAAGUGUGGCCUUCACUGAGAGGUCAGCAUACAGUCCACACUCUUCAACUGGACGCAGUAUCUCCAUGCCACCACCACAAGUCAGAUCAAAUUUUGAAAACGACGCAGUUGAUAACUUGGAUGUCAAAACAGUCAGCCAUCGCAACUACCUUGACCCUGACCUGGAGAAAGCCAUCAAUGAAGUCCUGAGUUUUAAACCUAUCCAAUUCAAGCGCAGGACUUUGGAAGACUCUGACUGUGAAGAAGAAAAGUUCAACAAUAAUGAAGCUGACAGAAAAGAUACUCACUCUGUCAACAGCCUCAGACGCUCUGCAUCUGCUGCGGACUGCAUGAGACCAGCCAGUAGCCGCAGUAGCCGCAGUAGCCGCCAUCGCCACAGUAGUAAAGGAAAGAGCAAGAAAAAGAAGAGAAGCCACAGCUCUGACUCUGACAGCUCAGAAGAUGGCCAUCGUCACAAAAGCAGCUCCAAGAGGAGAUCCAAAAAAUCUAAGAAAAAAUCCAAAAGGAAGGAUGAGUCUUUGUCUUCUUCCUCAUCUUCCUCAUCUUCAGAAUCAGAAUCCAGCUCUGAUGCCUCCACUAUUUCCUACCGAAGUUCCAGCAGUGUGAAAAGGGCACCAGCUCGAAAGGCUUCAAGUCCAGAAGUGGAUGAAGAAGCUGGGUCUCAGAGCGAGACUCAGCCCCUUAAUAAAAAGGAUGAGAAGAAGAGAAAGAAGAAGGUCGACAGCCUGAUGAUGAAGUAUUUAUACCGGCCGGAGAGUGACUGAUGCAGGCACCCGCCUAGCCAAAGACGCUACCUUUUCGAUAGAUCUGAUGAAGAGGAAGAAGAAGAAGAAAAAGAAGAAGGCGGGGCGUCCCUACACUAUCCUCGAUACAGAUACACCACCAAUGUGAAAGGUCGAGAUGGCGAGG
Neolamprologus brichardi is the source of this 7353-nucleotide messenger RNA. NCBI's taxonomy places the organism in Eukaryota, Metazoa, Chordata, Actinopteri, Cichliformes, Cichlidae. The record is from RefSeq and is a predicted model, not a curated record.